Molecule: messenger RNA, 1840 nt
Organism: Rubroshorea leprosula
Lineage: Eukaryota; Viridiplantae; Streptophyta; Magnoliopsida; Malvales; Dipterocarpaceae
Source: the annotation of a GenBank genome assembly
CGGUGUCAGUCAGUCAGUCAGUCGGAGCAGAUCGGUUACGCACCGGAGUCAUUGAAAGAGGGUAAGAUCGAGCCCGAUAUGAAGUGCUUAUCGUGCCGGGAGGAUUACAACGCGUAUGUUGCCGGAACGUGCAAGGUGUGCUACGAGGAGGCCAGCGAAACCGAGGAGGCGCUCAAGCAAGAGAUCGAAGAUCUCAAGGCCAAAGUCACUUUCCUCCGCUUUUGGUCUCCUCUUGAUCACAACCACCGGAGCACCGCUGUGCCGGGUCUCCCCUAUACUGACGUUGUUUUGCUUGCCUCUGAUGGACCCAAGGAUUUGCCCCCAGUUCCCGUCCCCGCCCAUAAAGCGGUUUUGGUGAGUCGUUCCCCCGUGUUCAAAGCGAUGCUUGAGAAUGAGAUGGAAGAGUCACGAAGCAGCACCAUCAAGAUCAGUGAUGUAUCGUAUGAGGUCCUCCUUGCCUUUAUCAACUACUUGUAUACUGCUGAAGCAACACUUGAUGAGCAAAUGGCGUAUGACCUUGUAGUUUUCGCAGAAAAGUAUCAGGUGAAGCAUCUCAAGGCCUACUGUGAGAAGUUCUUAGUGUCUAAAUUGAACUGGGACAAUUCAGUCAUGAGCUAUGCCUUUGCUCACCAGCAGAAUGCAAAGCUUGUGGGUGAUGCAGCUUUGUCUCUGAUAACAGACAACAUGGACAAGCUUACCAAACGGGAAGAGUAUGUGGAACUCGUGGAAAGGGAUCCUAGACUUGUAGUUGAAAUUUAUGAAGCUUACCUCGCCAAACAGGUUAAUACCGCUGUCCAUAAGGAUUCUUCCAUGAAGCCACAAUCAAAUCCAGUUUCCAUGUUUUAUGGUGGUGAUACUUGUGCCGCUGAGGGUGAGGGUGGCGGUGAGUGAGUCAGGGAUCAUUCUUCAUUUGAUAUGUCAAGAGUUCUUCAUUUGUAGUAUGCAGAGUCGGUGUUUUGGAGCGUCUUUUUCAUCUCAUUUUGUUCAAUCUACUAACCUCCAGCUUCGAUUUUUAGUGAAAACAAGUUUGUAUGGGAUUUAAGAUGCUGUUAAAUAUCUUUACUGUUGGUAGCUGGUAGCAAAAUCUUAUGAGCGUGGUAUUUCUUAAGAUAACAAUAGUUUGUAUGGGAUUUAAGAUUGUGUUAAAUAUCUAUACUGUUGGUAGCUGGUGGCAAAAUCUUAUGAGCGUGAUAUCUCUUGAGAAAACAAGUUUGUAUGGGAUUUAAGAUGGUGUUAAAUAUCUAUACUAUUGGUAGCUGAUAGCAAAAUCUUAUGAGUGUGACAUUUCUUGCAGUCAGAACAAAUUUUUUCCUUGCUUUUGUUUUCAGUGAUCUCUAUGUGCACUGUGCAGUUAGAAAGCAGAUAAAAGUUUUUCGGUUUUCAGCGACUAAAUGUUGUGAAAGUUUGAUGAUCAACUAAUGUCAUGAAAAUUUAAUCCUUAAACAAGGGACUAAAGUCUACAAUUUGAAAUAAUGGAGAAAAGGAAGAUUGGAACAAAAGAAUUUAAGUUAAUUGUACUACAAGCAUCUGCUUGUUAAUAUACAUGUUGCAAUAAGGACAAGAUGGGAACGGAAGAUUACAUUUGAAUGACAAAUGCAAGGAAUUCCUGUUAGCAACUUAGCGUGCCUGACAGCUAUAUGAAGGUGGAUUACAUUUGAACAGUAGGAAUCAGUGGGGCAACUUUCUUGCUGAGAUUUUAGGUAUAUCCAUGAUAUGACUUGCAUUUUACCCGACUAGCUCAUUACAUACGUUUCUCAGAAACCAAUAUUUUCCAGCUGCUAAUUCUUGAAGUUCGCCCAUAGCUGAUACUGAAUCCCGUAUAUAAACAUGUCCACCAGGU